Messenger RNA from Durusdinium trenchii, 1804 nucleotides. NCBI's taxonomy places the organism in Eukaryota, Dinophyceae, Suessiales, Symbiodiniaceae. The record is from the annotation of a GenBank genome assembly.
CCCCAUCAUCCACUGUAAUCAGAUCAACCCUCUACCCCGGAUCUACCGACCGAUCUCCGACCGGUCGCAGGAGCUUGGGCGAAAGUAUCGCGCCAGUCACCUGGCGGUCUCAGCGAUCGCUCGCUUCCGUCGGUUCCGGGCGUCGUCCCGGGCGUCGUGAACCGCAUCGUCUGGGAAGCGACGAGCGGGGCAUAAAACCACCCACAGCGCGAUGAAUGUGGCGAUUGGACCACUCGUCGGAGUUUAGUUGUUUGAUUUUGUUUUUUUCUUUUUGGUUUUGUGUUGUUUUGCUUUCGCGGUUCGAACACGCAUUUGGUUUUGGGGCUGUGUUUGAGAGGAUUCAAUGUGAGAGGAGACUCCCCUGGAGUAGGUGAACACCACAAUAGAGAUGACCUUGCGAGGUCGAGCUGAGUGAGCCAUGGCUAUUUGGUGUUAUUUGCAAAGCAGGAAUGCCAAGGCAAACAAACAUAGGAACAGAUAUAAAGGAAUCUAUGGCUCCACAAUCUCUGUGUAGCCUUUUGUAUCCUUUUGUUUCAACAAUCCGAGACUCCGGACAGGAUUUUCGGGGCCUCGUCCCCGGUGUUUCUUGACGCAUCAUGAACCCAACGGGACCAACGGACGUCCUGACCUGACUCGUAGAGGACGGUAGAGAAACAGUCCGAACUGAUGAAGGGGACCAGCACCUCAGGAUGUCCUCGCUUCGGACCUGCUUUUUUGUCGAAAACGGAGGAAGGCAGAUCCAACGAAAGAGGAUCCAUGGUGUGAUGCCUCUACGGCCGAACAGGACUGCACUCCCAAAAGCAAAACGAAACAAAAGACGAUAUGAUUCCCAGACACUCCAUGGGACUGCCAUAUAUGCCGAUCAAUUGACCCCUUGUCAACCACCCCCUGUUUGUAUGUAAUUCAUUUGCCAGUCCCAUUAGUCGUGUCGUCUGGGAUGUGCCAUACUGAUCCUCGAUGGGAUGCCCCACGGCUUGCUGCCGAGGUAAAGGGACCGAUCGCCGGGCACGCGCGGGCUUUAAGCAGCUCGUGCGGAAGGCCCAGUUCGAGGUGAUCCCAGAAUAUGGCUUCCCCUGCUCCGAGGAAGGCGUCGAACAGAUGAUCCAGGCCUAUGAGAGAUACAAGACCGAUGCGGACAUUUUCGUGAAUAGCACCAUUAUCAAGGAGGUCUUGUUUGGUGAGUCGCAGUACCCAGAGAUCGUGGAGGAGGAUGACUAUGAACGAUUUGCUGCCACCACAUCAGAAAGCAAACCUCAGACCAAGACAGUGAUUCUGGAGCUGCUCCAGACUCUCCUGUUGCGCUUUGGGGAUCCUUUCAUCCAGGAGGAGGUCGAGAACUUGAAGAGAGAGGCGGAUCAUCGAGCAGGCCGCGUCUUGAAUCGAGGUGUCAUGGAGCCUUGGGUGAGUGAGGAUCCAGAAGGCUAUUAUCACCUCCCGGGGCGCCAAGAACUCGCCCUGGACGUACAGGUGGAUGUCUUACCCUCCUACGGCUUUGAAGGAAACCGAAAAGGAGUCCGUGAGAUGAUUUGCCAUUGCGCACCAUACCUGAAAGACGCAGAGGUGCAGAAGAGGUUCGACGCCAUCAACAUGAAACUUGGGAUGAGUGCCGCAGCCGCGACGCGAUUCCGACUACUCGUGCAAGAGAUCGAAGGGACGCCAUUGCCUCUGAUUGGGCUUGGCCGUGCAAACGCCGCGGCACAUCCUCCGCCCAUCUUUUGCCUCACGAAAUCUGUGUCGUGAGAUGCGUGACGUGUGAGAUGAGUUGGAGAGCUAUCAUCGAUCUGUUGGAAGUGUGCGAUCCUCA